This is a messenger RNA of Argentina anserina (silverweed cinquefoil), 3387 nucleotides long. RefSeq names its product disease resistance protein RPV1-like. Gene Ontology annotation, molecular function: protein binding; ADP binding. NCBI's taxonomy places the organism in Eukaryota, Viridiplantae, Streptophyta, Magnoliopsida, Rosales, Rosaceae. The record is from RefSeq and is a predicted model, not a curated record. The coding region runs from base 1 to 3387 and encodes 1128 amino acids. The transcript is spliced from 5 exons. Gene Ontology annotation, biological process: defense response; signal transduction.
AUGGCGUUGAGCACCCAAACUGGGUCUGCUGGUUCAUCAUUUCCAUGGAAAUACGACGUGUUUUUGAGCUUCCGAGGCGAAGACACCCGGAAGGGCUUCACAGAUCAUUUAUACCACAAGUUGCAGUGGCGAGGAAUCAACACUUUCAGGGACGACCCGGAACUUGAAAGAGGCACAGCCAUCUCCCCUGAGCUCCUUACAGCCAUUGAGCAAUCAAGGUUUGCGAUCGUUGUUCUUUCGCCAAACUAUGCUUCUUCAACUUGGUGCUUGCUUGAACUGUGUAAGAUUCUUGAAUGCAUGGAAGAGAGAGGGACGAUCCUGCCCAUCUUUUAUGAGGUGGAACCCUCUCAUGUGAGACAUCAAAGGGGUAGCUUUUCUGUAGCUUUUGAUGAACAUGAAGAGAAAUUAGGGGAAGAUAGCAAGGAAGUGGAAGGAUGGAGAGAUGCUUUAACCAAAGUGGCUAACCUCGCUGGCUGGACUUCGAAGGACUAUAGGUACGAAUCAGAGCUAAUCAAAGAGAUAGUGCAAGCACUGUGGAGCAAAGUUCAUCCUAGCCUUGCAGCAUUUGGUUCCUCAGAGAAGUUAGUCGGAGUGGGUACUAAGCUGGAGGAAAUAGAUGUUCUCUUAGAUAGAGAAGCAAAUGAUGUUCGCUUUAUAGGGAUAUGGGGGAUGGGCGGGCUGGGCAAGACAACUCUUGCUAGACUAGUUUAUGAGAAUAUCUCUCAUCAAUUUGAAGUUUGCAUCUUUCUUUCUAAUGUUAGAGAGGUUUCCGCAACCCAUGGGAUAGUCCAUCUACAAAAGCAGAUGCUUUCCCAAAUCCUGAAGGAAGAAAAUGUACAAGUAUGGGAUGUUUAUAGUGGAAUCGCUAUGACUAAGAGAUGCUUUUGCAAUAAAGCGAUUCUUCUAGUUCUGGACGAUGUGGAUAGAAUAGAGCAAUUGGAAAACUUGGUGGGAGAAAAUGGCUGGUUCGGUUUGAGGAGUAGAAUCAUUGUAACAACUCGAGAUCGACGUAUACUAGUCACACAUGGUAUAGGUGAACCAUAUGAGUUGAAGGGAUUAAACGAUAAGGAAGCUCUCCAGCUCUUUAGUUGGAAAGCCUUUAGAAAAUAUGAGCCUGAAGAAGAUUAUGUAGAAGACUCUAAGAAUGUUAUUAGCUACGCUGGAGGUCUUCCCUUAGCUCUUAAAACUUUGGGUUCUUUUUUGUAUAAAAGAAGCCCACAGGCAUGGAGUUCUACAUUGAAAACGUUAGAGGAAACUCCCAACAGAACAGUUUUUGACAUCCUGAAAGUGAGUUAUGAUGGACUAGAUAAGAUGGAGAAGAAAAUGUUUCUAGACAUUGCUUGCUUUUCUAGAUGGUAUCAAAACAAGUAUGCACUUGAACUACUUUACAGUUCCGAUGUUGGCAGUCAUAUUGCAAUUGAUGUUCUUGUUGAGAGAUCUCUCAUAAGUAUUUCAUUGGAAAAUAAAGUAUGUAUACAUGACCUGAUCAAACAAAUGGGAUGUGAAAUUGUUCGUCAAGAGUCUUAUGAAGAACCUGGUAGACGCAGUCGUUUGUGGCUUCCUAACGACAUUGCUCAUGUAUUUACAAAGAAUACGGGAACAGAAGUGAUUGAAGGCAUAUUCUUACAUUUGCCUAAAUUAGAAGAGUCGGAUUGGAAUCUUGAAGGCUUCUCUAAGAUGUGCAAACUGAAGUUGCUCUACAUUCAUAAUUUAAGGCUUUCUGUUGGCCCCAAAUAUCUUACUAAUGGCUUGAGAUUUCUGAAUUGGAGUUGGUAUCCUUCAAAAUCUCUCCCACCAGGUUUUCGACCUGAUGAGCUUACUGAACUUAGUUUGCCCCAUGGCAAUAUUCAUCACCUCUGGAAUGGAAAAAUAUACUUGGACAAGUUGAAAUCUAUCGAUCUUAGUUACUCCAUAAACUUGGCAAGAACUCCAGAUUUCACAGGUAUUCAAAACCUUGAGAAAUUGGUUCUUGAAGGUUGUACGAACUUGGUUAAGAUUCAUUCAUCUAUUGCAAUGCUCAAGAGACUCAAAAUCUGGAAUUUUAGAAACUGCAGAAAUAUUAAGAGUUUACCAAGUGAAGUAGAAAUGGAAUAUCUUGAAACAUUUGAUGUUUCUGGCUGCUCAAAGCUGAAAAUGAUUCCAGAAUUUAUAGGGCCAAUGAAAAGAUUAUCCGAGGUUUCUUUGAGUGGCACUGCUGUUGAGAAAUUGCCUUCUUCAUUGGAGUAUUUGAGUGAGAGCUUGAAGAAGCUUGAUUUGAGUGGAAUUGUUAUAAGAGAGCGGGCAUACUCCCUUUUUGGCUUAUUUCCAAGAAAGAGUCCUCACCCUUUGCUUCCUCUGUUAGCUUCCUUGAAGCAUUUGUCUUUUUUGAUGAAAUUAAAUCUGAAUAACUGUAAUCUUCAUGAAGGAGAAAUUCCCAAUGAGAUUGGUUCUCUGUCCUCCUUAAAGCACUUGGAACUCGGAGGAAAUAGUUUUGUUAGCCUUCCUUCAACCAUUCAUUUGCUUCCAAAGCUUGAAACUAUUAAUGUGGAGAAUUGCAGAAGGCUUCAACAAUUGCCAGAACUUCCAUUAAAUGACACGUUACAGCUCAGAACUGACAAUUGUGCUUCCCUACAAUUGUUUCCAGAUCCAGCUGAUUUGUCCAAAUUAUCAGAAUUUACACUCCUCUCCAUUAACUGCGUUGGUAGUAAUCAAGAUUCUUGUUAUUUCUUUUAUUCAGUACUGCAGCGGUUGGUUGAGGAAAACCCUUAUUCUUUUGAUCUUUUCCGUUUUGUAAGUCCUGGAACUGAAAUUCCUGAGUGGUUCAUUAAUCAAAGUGUGGAACACCGAGUGUCUGAGAAGAUACCUUCAUGUGCAAGUAAUAGCAGCAAGUGGAUUGGGGUUGCUGCAUGUGCUCUUUUCGUACCUGAAGACAAUCCGUCUGCCGUUCCUGAAUAUGAUGGUUUAUGUCCUGAUUCUUGUGACUUUCGCUGCCAUUGGAACGGAUAUCGUAAAGGUGUGCUGGAUGUGGGUGGUUUCACAGUAGGAUCAGUUGUUUCAGAUCACCUUUUCUUCGUAGUUUUGCCCAGUCGCUUCUUGAAACCUGAGAACUGUCCUGAGGACACAUUGACAGAGGUUAAGUUUGCUUUCUGUAGCAUUCGAUCUGUAGGUAAUAACAGAUGCUUCAAGGUGAAGAAAUGUGGGCUCCGUGCACUGUACGAGCAUGACAGUGAAGAGCUUAUCAGUAAAAUGAAUCAAUCCAACAGGGGAAUUUGUGUUUACAAAACCAUAAAUUGUGAUUUAGGCAAAUCAGCAUAUGAACAAGGUGGUGCCAUCGUUAAGGGCACACCCAAGGGAGCACCAAGCAUAAGUGGAGGCAGUGAGGAUGAAUACUACUCUGCUGAGGAUUGA